AUGUCAGCGUCGGGGGAACCCUCAGACGAAACGUCGAGAGCAACCUUACCUGGUGGUGGUGCAACGCGGAGCCCUAUGAGCCCCAAAAGCGUUCUGAACCACUUGGCUGGAGGAGAGCGUGCGUCAGAUCUCGUGCGGGUCAUUACAGCGGACGAUAUUCGUUCCUGGAAGGCACAGGGUGCCGUUCGCAAGUUUCGCCGCGCAGCAGCGCAACGCGUCUACUCAAACCGCGACGUGAACUUGGACCACAUUACACACAUCGGCUUCGAUAUGGACUAUACGCUCGCAGCGUACCUGCGACCUGCAUUUGAUCAGCUCCAGUACAACCUUAUAUGUCGCGAACUGGUCGAGCAGUUUUGUUACCCAGAGUGCAUCUUGGAAUGGCGUUUUGACGAGGGUUUUCUCAUUCGGGGUCUUUUGGUGGAUGCUCUUCGUGGAAACUUUGUCAAGUGCGAUGCUUACGGUGUCAUUCUGCGCGCCGUUCACGGUCGCCGACGCUUAACCGCGGAACAAGUCGAUGCUGCCUAUCCAGCGGGAAACAUCGCUUCUGCUCAGGUCGGGGAGGAGUUCCAGAGCAUGGACACGCUGUACCAUCUGCCGAUCGCCAACCUGUACGCUGAUCUCGUGGAGUACUUCGAUCAGUCCGCAGAGGAAUCUGCAGAAGGUGCUCGUUUCGGUGAUGGUGACCACGGCCGCCUGAGCUUUUUCAACUUAUGGCAGGAUGUUCGAGCUGCAGCGGAUCGAAUCCACGACCACGGCAUCCUGAAAAACGAGACCCUUGCCCGGCUCGCAGACUAUCUACCAAACGAUGAUGCUAUCCAUCGAAUGUUGCGUUUGCUUAGACAUGCCGGGAAACAGCUGUUCCUGCUCACGAAUUCCGAAUACUGGUACACGGAUGCAGUGCUCAGGUUCAUACUAGGGCGGUUUGCGAACGGGGCGGAACCCAACGCCGGCUGGCGAGAAGCGUUCGACUUUUGCAUCGUGGGGGCUCAAAAGCCGCUCUUCUUUCGUUCGGGUACAGCUCUGCGGGAAAUCGACACCAAAAGCGGAAGGUCCAUGUUAUACGAGGUGCGCACUGACCAACUGAGUGCUCGGCCGCUGCGGGGUAGAGUCUUCAAAGGUGGAUCCAUUAGCGCCUUUCACGAGCUCGCAGGAAUCUCUCGAGGAAGCACUGUUCUCUACGUCGGUGACCACAUCUACGCAGACGUCUUGGUCGCGCGGAAGACGCAUCACUGGCGUACGUUGCUGGUUGUCCCCGAACUCAGUGCAGAGAUCGGUGCUCUGGCUCGAGCGCGAGGGCUUCUCGACCGACUGGGCGCUUUGGAGUUUUUGCGAGCGGAGAUGUUUCGGGGCUUGGAUGCCUCCGCUCGCCAACGACCCGAUGAAGAAGGAAUCCUGCAGGCUGAGCUCCAAAAGGUCCGAGAGUCCAUUGAGGAUGCUUUUAAUCCGCACUUUGGUGGUUUGUUUCGAUCGGCACAUCGAACGACGCUCUUCGCGCACCAGGUCAGCUUCUUCGCCGAUCUCUACACGGAGCGGUGCUCUAAUCUCGCCGACUAUCCUGGCUUCUACUACUUCAGCUCGGCAGUAAGUCCUCGAAUGCCACACGAGGACCAGCCAUACUUUGAACACGAAGCUCAGUGCUAA
Molecule: messenger RNA, 1644 nt
Organism: Cyanidioschyzon merolae strain 10D
Lineage: Eukaryota; Rhodophyta; Bangiophyceae; Cyanidiales; Cyanidiaceae
Product: probable cytosolic purine 5' nucleotidase
Exons: 1
Coding region: 1-1644 (547 amino acids)
Molecular function (GO): 5'-nucleotidase activity
Source: RefSeq, a predicted model, not a curated record